GAGCGCCGUCAUAAAUAACACGAGCCGUCCGAACACAUUCCGAGCGUGGGGCCUCCUACAUCCGCACGUGUGUUCGCGCGACCCGCGUCGGCGUGUAGAUCAUCCGCGACAUUUGCUCGGCCGACCGCGCUGUUCCCCGCGUGCCUCUUGUGUACGAAAAACGCGCGCGCGCGCGUGUGUACGCACGCACGCUUCGUCCGCUCGCGUUCAGCGUGUUUCGUUUAUCCUCGCGUCCGCGAGGAGUAAAGCUCUUUAUUCUUCUUCCUUCUCGCUCUCGUUUACACGACGCACGUGCCGCACCGCGUGCCGCGUCGCGUGUAGCCCGCGGAGUCGUGCCGGGGGUGCCGAGGACACGCGGCGGUGGCGGGACCCCACCGAGAGAGAGAGUCGAGAGAGGAGAGGCCGCUGACGAGAGCCUCUUGGUCGUCGCGGAGGACGCCGCGUCGUCACCAGAAUGCGAUCGUGCGACACGCGCGAUACGAACCUCUUCGCACGUAGCCGAUGCCCGCGGUCCGUCGCCUAGCUCCUCAUGCUAGUCUCGUCUUCCGAAUUGCUUGGGGCACAGCAUGAAGGAGAUGCUCGGAGGGUGCUGUGUGUGUUCUGACGAGAGGGGUUGGACAGAGAAUCCAUUGGUAUAUUGCGAUGGACAGGGCUGCACUGUUGCUGUACAUCAAGCAUGCUAUGGCAUCGUUACUGUACCAAUUGGACCAUGGUAUUGCAGGAAAUGCGAGUCACAAGAACGCAGUGCUCGAGUGCGCUGUGAGUUAUGCCCGAGUCGGGAUGGAGCUCUUAAGAGGACAAAUCAGGCAGGAUGGGCGCAUGUCGUGUGUGCUCUCUAUAUUCCUGAAGUCCGAUUCGGUAACGUGACUACAAUGGAACCAAUUAUAUUGGAGCUUAUUCCUUCAGAAAGAUUUAGCAAGACAUGUUAUAUCUGUGAGGAACAAGGCAAAGGUAGCAGAGCAAACGUGGGAGCUUGCAUGCAGUGUAACAAGACAGGCUGCAGGCAGCAAUUUCACGUAACCUGUGCACAAGCUCUGGGCUUGCUUUGCGAGGAAGCUGGCAAUUAUCUUGACAAUGUCAAAUAUUGUGGCUACUGCCAGCAUCACUAUUCGAAAUUGAAAAAAGGCGGUAAUGUGAAGACGAUACCACCGUACAAGCCGAUAUCCGUUGACAACGGUUCGUCCGACUCGUCGCCGGAAAAGGAGGCGGAGACGCCAAUAAAGUCGAGCGGCAAGCGGAAAAGCUCGAGUUCCAAGUCUAGCGCGAAUUCUAAAAGUAAAUCCAAUGCUAGUCCCAGUUUAGAGAUAAAUGGAGUCGCGGAUGAUAAGAGCGGUAGUAGCGGUCGUAAUACGCCCAAAGAUAAUUCCAGCACAAGUUCCAGCAAAUUCACGACCUCCAAUUUUGUCGAGACCGUGGUUACACAGUCGGAGAGCGUGUUCGGACACGAUGGUAAUAGCGGCACGAUCACCACCGUUACCACGACAGCGACCACUUCCGCGAUAAAGACGAACGCUGGUAAUUCUAACGCGGCGCACAAGACUGUUGGGGGCCAGGGGAAAUCCAACUCGUCGACCUCCAACAAAGCGUCGAGUCACAUCACCAAGAAGAGGAAGACCGGGGCACGUACACCGACUGUAGGAAACGAUAAUUCGAAUCAAUCGGCCAGCUCGGAAGCCAGCGGAUCGGUGGUAAUGGCGGUCAGCUCCGUAGUGCAACAGACCGUUCCGAGUAACAACGUGCAGCCAACAAUCACUGAAGCCACUAGCUUAAGCGUAACCACGGAACCAGAAAAAUCGAAAAAGAUGAAAGUCGAGAGUCCAAUUCAGUCAUCGAACACACCGGUAGCCACGGAGGCAACCACCAUGCCUGUGAUAAUGGCGGUAACGCAAUCCCAGUCCUCGAUCAUCACCCAGUCACCGACGACUACGUCUAACAGCAUCGUUGUGUCCGUGCCGUUGAUUGCCACUUCGCUUGCUAGUGCGGUUCAAAGCGUGGUAACGAGCGCGCCAGCGAUGUAUCAACAGGUGCAGCAGAGUAUAAUAACUACAGCCGCCAACACUGAACCGCGAUCAAGUACGAUACCGAGCAUCGAGAGGUUCACAGAAAAUAUACCGAUAAAACGAGCUCGUUCCCAGUCGUCGGACAAGCAAGAGAAGCCUCGCAAACCAAAGCGCGGCUCCAACAACCAAUUAUCACUGCCGCAGUCCCAAACGUCAGUCUCAUCAAUCGUAACCUCCGUCUCCAGCACCGCCGUUGUGACAACGACCAAGAGAGGCGCGAGGAACAAUCAUCAGACCCCUCCGCCCGCCGCCACGGUGGCCCCAGUGCCGUCAAUUAUUCAGGGCCCUGCAUCAGCUACUGUCGGACACUUCAGUAGCAUCAGUGGCCCAAGUUCUGUGAACAUUAUGGGGCCCACUGUCAAGGAAUCGCCUCCCAGCAGUCCAGGAUCAGAAAGCAUGAGUAGCACCACGAGCAAACGAAAGAGGAAAACUGCCGCAUCCACUCCCAUUCCGUCUGCAUCGAGUACACCGACUGCUCUUACUAAUAUAUCGAUAAAGGAGGAGAAUAACGUGAAACUAUUUCAAAAUGGAGUUAGUGCACCGCACAUGCUAGGGAAUCAGUUGAAUCCUACUUCGACGAUGGCACAAAAGAUGUCGGAUACGCUUUCGCAGGAGCUCGAGGCCCAUUCCAUUUUUACAGAGGCGAGUAACUCCAAUACAAACUUGAUUGGACCGCAGCUGCACAGUCGAGUAAUAGCAUCUCAGAUACGAUCUGGCCAGUCGAGCGCACCUUCCACUUCGUUCUCUACAGUUUUUUCCACGAGUAGCAACACUGGGAGUCUUAAUACAGCCACUACCAGUGGCUCUUUGGGUAGCGGAGCGAUCCCGCAGACACUGGAUCAGCUCUUGGAGAGACAAUGGGAGCAAGGAAGUCAAUUCUUAAUGGAGCAAGCCCAACACUUCGAUAUUGCAUCCCUGCUUUCCUGCCUACAUCAAUUGAGAGCUGAGAAUCUUAGGCUAGAGGAACAUGUAAAUAAUCUCCUGCAAAGGAGAGACCAUUUAUUGGCUGUGAAUGCUAGACUUGCUAUUCCGUUGACAACUCAACCUAGUUCACAUCCAGUGAAUAAUAUACAUCCAGCGGUGAAUCCGUCUCAUCCUAAUGUCUCGCACUCGGAAGUGCCACCUGGCGCUCCUGCACCGGUACCUAGAGUGAGCCGUGAACCGCGAGUAAAUAACGCGUACAUGCCUCAUUCUAGUUCCGGUAGUCAUCCAACGACAUUGGAGAACGGUUUGCCACCAGAUCCUUCCCCGCCUGCAGCUGCUUCUCUUGCUCAGUAUCACCGAGGAUCACUGGUUGCACCUCAGCCAAGUCCAUCAAUGAGGCACAGUCCGGCUGGAGCGGGAUAUCUUCAAGGUCAACCAAGCAACAUAGUAUCGCCAGCACCAGCGAACACUUCCGGCGUGGUACGAAAUUCAUCUGUCACGCCAGAUCCGCUGCGUGGUGUACCAAGGUCGGCGGCACAAUCGUCGAGCAGUUACAUGCCGUCGAUGUAUCAGCCCACCAUGUCCAGUCUCGCCAGCAACCAAGUAGGCGGAGUUCAUAAUCUUCACUCGCAUGGACCCUCUCCAACUAGCCAUGGGCCACCAGGCAAGCCCAGCUGAAGGGAUCAUCAUUGAACAGCAAAUCCACAGAUGUACAAAUAUUAGACUGUAAGUUAAUCUAUCGCGUUAAAUAGCAAUAAUACAGUAGGUGUACAUUCUAACGACGGUAACUGCGCGUAUUUCUGGUGGUGCGACAAAAGGAUACGCGAAAUUUUGUAAGAAAUUAAAGAAAAGAGAAAAAGAGUUAACGAAGAACACGUAACCAAAAAUCGAAAGGAGAGAAAACUGAAUCACCGGUUACAUUGAUUUCGAUAAGUUAAUCGUGCAUACCAACUAUUCCUGUUAUACACAAACGUUCUAUAAGAAUCACAAUUUUAAAACCGAUAUGCUUGUGCAGCUUUUCUAUUUCUUUAGCGUACCACCGUUCAGAUGUACCGCAGCGUGUGUACUAUACGACAAUGAUAAUAUCGAGUGCAACCUAUUUCAAAGCUAAUUUAAUGUAUAUUCUAAUCUUAUACACACACGUAUAAAAAAAAAGGGUGGAACACCCAAAUAUGUACAAGACGAGCACUGCCUUUCGCCAACAAGAGCUGUGAAGUAGGUUGAUCGCAAUUCGACAUUUUCUAGCGAACGCAUGAUCGUUUCGUUUAACUUCAUCUGCCGUCCUUUCGUCUCAUUAUCCCUUUCCAUUCAUCUUCCCUUUUUGAGCCUAUAGAUUUCAUCGAUAUUUGGUCAUCAUUAUGCAUAAAUUCUCGAGGAAUGCAAAUAAAAGGAGAUAUUGUGCCAUCGUUUGAUCUGUUGUAAAAAAAAAUUGAAAACAUAAUAUUCCGACUAUCAUGUUAACCCUCUAAUAAUAGGGUCGAGGUCAGAUGUAGUAGAACUACGGCUUCAUCAAAGCGUUUUUUUAUUUUACUACAAUUAUUUAAAAUCAUUAAACUUUAUUGUAUUUUUUUCAUCUACAAAAUAAACAUAGGACGAAGUUUAAAAUGUUAUUAUUUAUUUUUUACCCAUUUUUUACAUUGAUUCGAUAAAAAAUAAACAAAAGGGGUCGAGCAGACUCCAACUUUCCUAGAUACGUUCUGAAA
Molecule: messenger RNA, 4687 nt
Organism: Trachymyrmex septentrionalis
Lineage: Eukaryota; Metazoa; Arthropoda; Insecta; Hymenoptera; Formicidae
Gene: Alh
Product: protein AF-10
Exons: 14
Coding region: 567-3662 (1031 amino acids)
Biological process (GO): regulation of transcription by RNA polymerase II
Cellular component (GO): nucleus
Molecular function (GO): histone binding; nucleosome binding
Source: RefSeq, a predicted model, not a curated record